Messenger RNA from Suillus clintonianus, 1178 nucleotides. RefSeq lists its product as uncharacterized. NCBI's taxonomy places the organism in Eukaryota, Fungi, Basidiomycota, Agaricomycetes, Boletales, Suillaceae. Bases 123 to 986 code for a protein of 287 amino acids. The record is from RefSeq and is a predicted model, not a curated record. The transcript has 3 exons.
AAGCCGGGUAGCGGAGGUUUUGUCCUCAUCACUUAUGGAGAUAAACAUCUGUUGCCUCACGACUCAAUAGUUCAUCUCCCUACUCAGUCCUCCACAUAUCCUCCUCACAAUAUAGCCAAGCCAUGCCGUCGUCUAAACAUAACCAACUUCCUGACACACGUACUCCGGUGUACAUUGACAUUUUGCCAGAGCUCAGCUCAUGGCCGAGCUUAUCCUCACGUUCACGUGCACCACCAUCUUCUCUAUUAAAGUCUCCUCGAGCUGCUACUGCAUUUCACCCCUCCUCGAAUGCGCCGCGUCGCAUGAGGGAUAUUGAUCCCACAGUAACCUUCGUCUCGCCCUCUGUCAUCAUCGGCAAGUCAUCCUAUAUAAUAUUAUUGGAUGGCGCGCCCAUACACAGUGAGGACACAAAACUCGAAUGCAUUGGACCAUAUUUCACCAAUUCUAUAAACCCAUCCGAUGGCGGUCCAUUGCUCUACAGCACAGCCUUAGUUCCCAAGUACUGGGAGAUCUUGUGCAAAUCCCCAGAUCCCACUAUAUACACUAUCAUUCAGGAUGUGUACCACCCAGCACCCCUUGGAAGUUCCUCAGGUCGUCCGCGCCCUAUUCUUAUAUUCUCUGCUGAAUACCACUUCCGAUACUCAGUCUCUGUAUGCAAGCUCCCAUCUUCCACGUCGCCAUACUUCGCAUAUCAAGCCAAUUCACCUUUCAUCACGAACAUUGCUCGUGCUUCUUACGAUUUACCCCAGUCCAACUGUUCGCACAACCGCCUUAGUAUGCCUCCGACCCUCUCGGAUCAAGAGAGCCUUCAGUCGCACGAAGACAGCAUGCAAAACCAGCAGUGCAAGCACUAUAUACCGGACAUCAACCUGGGGGACUUUUCACUAGUCGAAGCCAUGAUCAACAACCAUGACUCGUCUGAUGCCACAUACAAAGAGAUGAUGGCAUGGUCGUCGUUCUCAAGCUUCUUGAAAAGACAUCCGUAAUUAUAUCAUGUUACAGGGACAGUAGAGCGGAUGUAACGGUGAUAUUACAUAGCGUUUACAGAAUUUACCAUCAGCUAAUCGUCAAUUUUCCCAGUAAAACAGAUUUUAUGUAUGCUGAUAUUCUAUUAUGAAGUCCUUCGAUAUCAUGCUGUCACAGCCAGACUGAGUUCUCGCCUGUAGCCCCUCCAAUGG